UGACGUUGACAUUUAGUAAUCAGCUGUGUUCAAAGGUUAUUAGCGAUAGCAACAGACAGCACUUAACUUUGUUUGGGUUUGAAUUCGUUCUUACAUUUCAUUUUUAAAUGGGUUUUUAAAUAUUUUCUUAUAUGUUUAGUAUAUUAGUACGUUUAUAUGACCAGGGGACUUGAGUUGAAGCCUUGCCUUUGUAAUUCGUCAGAACACCGCUUUGCCGCAUAGCAGUAAGAGUUUUGAUAUCAUAAAAAUUCAAUAAAAUCAUGGAUAAGAGGCCGGAUCUAAUUUAUAGUGACUAUUUGUCAUUAUCUACAGUAUUUAAAUCUAAAUAUAUGAAAAUUUUUAUGAUCCUUGAUGAACAAAUUAAGAGAAAUUUGAAGGUUGAAGGAAUAAUAACCAGACCAGUUAACAGCAAUGGAAUAUGGUGCUGUGCCCUAUUGCCAGCAGUUCUCAGCAUAUAUGCACUGUUCUACGAGGUGUCAUUGCUAUACAAAAUCAUUGCGUGUUUGUCAAUUGGCCUAUUGACCUACUCUAUAUUAUUUAUGCUCUUCUUAUCUGUGUCCUGUGUGGUGCUCCAUGAUCUAGGGUAUGGAGGCUGCACCGCUUCAACUAUGGUGUCAGUUCUGAUGGUGUACUAUUUCUUGGGACAAGAUUUAAUCUUCUCACUGAUUUGUUCAUUUCCCUCAUUAUUUUUAUACAACUUAUUACUUCGAACAUGUCUGGUACAGCACCCUAAGACAUUCACCGUGGGAGAAGCAAUGAUAGUUUCACAGGGAAUAGUUCUGACCAUAGUCACAAUAGGAAUCAAACUGUUCCGUGAUAUUGGAGACCAAGAUGAGGAAAUGGAAUUUAUUAACACUAUAGUCAAUACAAUGUUGUCAACAGUGGGAUUGAUUGUUACAGCAUUGUAUUUGCUGAGCGAUGACCAAAGGAACCUUCAGAACCUUGGCAAAAUUUUUACUGUAGCCUUAGCAUUCGCCAUGAUGAUACUACAUUCCAUCAUCGGAGUGGGAUUUCUGCCCAAAAUAAUUCAUUAUAUCUUCCUGAAUAAGAAUAGGGCACAAAUAUUCGCGUUUUGGCUGUCGCUUGUAGUGAUCGCGAUCCUGGUUCUAAUGUCCCGGACACAAUUGGCCAUCAAGGCUAACACGGUGACACGCAAGUCCUUCCAUGUGCUGGCCUCUCUUGUCUUCAUGUCUGGGAUCAUUCUGGAUGUCAACCUGAUCAGGCUAGCUUCAGGCAUUGGACUGGCCCUGGUGAUUUUGAUAGAGGCUCUUCGGAAAUCCAACAUAGAACCAAUAUCAUCGACACUGCAAGCAGCGUUUGAUGUGUACAGUGAUGAGAAGGACGUGGGCUCGUUCGCCAUGAGCCCGCUGUACCUGUUCGCGGGGCUGGCGGCGCCGCUGGCGCUGGUGCCGCAGCGCGCCGCGCCGCUGGAGCGCCUGGCGGGCGUGCUGGCCAUCGGCGUGGGCGACGCCGCAGCCAGCUGGCUCGGCUCCAACUACGGCUUCUACAAGUGGAGGGUUGACAACAACAGAACUUUGGAAGGCACAGCAUUCAACAUCCUUUCACAAAUAGCAACUGUCUAUGCAUUGGUUUUAUUCGAGUUUCUGGACGCCAGACUGUGGUGGUUUCGGGCCACCGUGUCCGCCAUCGUAUCAGCGUUGGUGGAGGCCCACACGGCGCAGGUGGACAACCUGGUGCUGCCGCUGGUGGCGCUGCUCGCGCUGCAGGCCACCGAGCCGCUGUGCCGCCUCGCGCCAUUCUAGCGCUGGUCCUUCGCGGGGAUAUCACGAGCGUCCGCCACUGUCAGUCUGUCACUGUCAAAGUCAAACGUUUAUUUGCCAACUAUGAGUCAUUAACAUUGACGUACUAUAAACAACGUACUAUAAAAUAUGUUUAUAGUUGAUCGAAUGUUAUAAAUAUAAUACAUGUGGUAUGUAUAAUUUUGUUCGUAUCAUAGCAACCCGGUGAGUAUUGCAAAUGUAGUCAAUUACAAUAAUAAUGACUGAUAAUUAUUUUACUUAUAUAAAACAAUUUUGAUUUAAUUUAUUAAUUUAACUUUUCACUUCAAAGGCGCGGCGUGACUCGUGAUAUCGCUGUAGGGCUGAAUGUGGGAAUUUGUAUUGGGGAGUAAAUCGUUUGCGCUGUAUGACUGGCUGAACGAAAACGCGAAACUAUUAUCGUUUUCCUUGUUUUUUUUACUGGCAAUAUCAUAUAUACAUACAUACAUACAUAAAAUCACGCCUCUUUCCCGGAGGGGUAGGCAGAGACUACCUCUUUCCACUUGCCACGAUCUCUGCAUACUUCUUUCGCUUCGUCCACAUUCAUUAGACUUGGGAUUCCUCUUUAAUGUAAAUCCCUGCCAAUCUAAGGUCUGCCGCGCCGAUGGAUGCAUGGCUAGGGGCGAGCCUAGUCUCGAGCGUGCCACUUCCGCCAUGGGGUUGGGCGACCCCCAGGUAAUGGCUAGCCUUACCCUGGCAUGCGGGGCUCUGCUGGGGCGGACAAAAAUUUUUCCCUAGCGUCUCGUGGGAAUCGCAUGGAUGCAAAUUUUUUGAAAGAGCACCUAGAUGGCGGCGAUGGUGUCCGCACCCCAUCACGUCUCGUUCCCGGCGGGAGCGGUAUGCGGUCUGCGGUCUGCUGAUCAUAUAUACCGUGGGAGAUUUUAACUAGGCAUUAAUAAAAUGGGCCAAGCUCCCAACACAUUUGUCGUGGUUACUUUAGAUAUAGGUAAGAGAGAGCAAAAGCACUCAGGACCACAGACAUCUGUGAAAAUAAGUACAAAUGUUUGUUUGAUUAUGGGAAAUAUAAUGGAAACAUAUUUUUAACAUCCCAAAGUAUAUAAUGUGUUCUAUGUUCAUUAAAUGGAAAGAAAAAUUUACAUAGUUUUACACUUUUGUAGUAUACAUAUUAAAUUUUGUUUAAUACGAUCUUUUCAAGAACUUUUAGAUGGCUUACAAUGUUUUUAUGGAAAGAUCAUGUCUUUCCAUAAAAACUUUCUUUUCUAAUUCCAAGCAUUCAAGUGAAUUUGACGGCUACAGAAAUUAUAAUAAGAUCAUAUGGAUUGUAGGAUAACUUUGAACUAUGAGAUUUAUUUUAUCAGUGGCAAAAUUUAUUUAAUUUUAUUGUUAUUAGUAUAUCUUUUUUACUUUUCUUUUAAACAUUCCAUUAAAAACCAAAGAAAAUACUGUUAUAUUGUUUAAGAUGUAAUUUAUUUUUUUAUUUUAAUAAAAAAUGAGUAUA
Messenger RNA from Amyelois transitella, 3237 nucleotides. It is a transcript of the gene Dolk, whose product is annotated as dolichol kinase. Gene Ontology annotation, cellular component: endoplasmic reticulum membrane. The coding region runs from base 261 to 1763 and encodes 500 amino acids. The transcript is spliced from 9 exons. Gene Ontology annotation, molecular function: dolichol kinase activity. NCBI's taxonomy places the organism in Eukaryota, Metazoa, Arthropoda, Insecta, Lepidoptera, Pyralidae. Gene Ontology annotation, biological process: dolichyl monophosphate biosynthetic process. The record is from RefSeq and is a predicted model, not a curated record.